AUGCCCACGACGAUGAAUUCACAAAUCAGUAAUCUGCACUACAACACUGCCGUGGAGAAAGGCAAGAAGAUGCUCAAAAUAAUGCAUAGCGGAUCUGCUGUCACGCAAAGCCCAUACUUCACGCCCGGGGAAGUAGGAGCAAUGGGAUACAAGAGAACAACAAGGCCUCGAUCUGUCUCUGGCCUGUCAAAAAAGCUGGACAGUCUCGAUAUUCAAGGUUCUAACUCUCACUUCAUCAAUGUUACAGACGAUUACACAAAAGACGUCAUCACUGGCGAAACAAUUGUAGCCGCAAGCGAAGUGAGGUUCAUGUCCGAAAUCAACUUCGAAGCUGGAAUUCUCGUAGCGAACUACAGCUACAGCCCGACAUACAAGGCCAAGGAGUUGAAAUCGCUGGCGGCCGCUCUGUUACCCUCGUUGAAGCACUGGUCCGAUAUAGCUUUCCACCAAUGGGUCCAUUCUCAACUCGACCAGGAAGAAGUACGUGAUCUCAAGUUCAUCAUGAGAGAAAACAUCUCGAACGAAGAUACUUUAGCUAUCAUUAGUAAUAUUCUCGACGCACCACCUCGCCAGUCACAGGCUUGUACGCGGUCGGGACUAUACCUAGACAUGACCAGUGACCAUGCUAUCGCUCUGCUGGGCACAGCCCACGGUGCAGGUGUAGCUUGGUUACUUGCUCAGCAUCGAGACCAACUUGGACGUAAGGUAAUUGCUGGGAUAAGGAUAUUCUACAGCGGCGAGCCGCCAGACCCCAACAGAGCCCCCAACUUGCUCUUCUACCUUCGUGACGCGAGUGCGAAUGAGAGACCCAUCGAGAAGUUGUGA
This is a messenger RNA of Alternaria viburni, 825 nucleotides long. RefSeq lists its product as uncharacterized. Bases 1 to 825 code for a protein of 274 amino acids. Lineage: Eukaryota; Fungi; Ascomycota; Dothideomycetes; Pleosporales; Pleosporaceae. The transcript has a single exon. The record is from RefSeq and is a predicted model, not a curated record.